This is a messenger RNA of Cololabis saira (Pacific saury), 6709 nucleotides long. RefSeq names its product myosin XVI (gene myo16). Gene Ontology annotation, cellular component: nucleoplasm; myosin complex; perinuclear region of cytoplasm. Gene Ontology annotation, biological process: neuron projection morphogenesis; phosphatidylinositol 3-kinase/protein kinase B signal transduction; negative regulation of G1/S transition of mitotic cell cycle. Gene Ontology annotation, molecular function: ATP binding; actin filament binding; protein phosphatase binding. The transcript is spliced from 35 exons. NCBI's taxonomy places the organism in Eukaryota, Metazoa, Chordata, Actinopteri, Beloniformes, Belonidae. The coding region runs from base 385 to 6255 and encodes 1956 amino acids. The record is from RefSeq and is a predicted model, not a curated record.
UCGAGCCGGGGAGAGCAUGCCCGUGCACGCGCCUGUGUGUGUGCAUGUGAGUGUGUUGUGUGUGUGUAUGUGUGUGAGUGAGUGCGCGUGCACGAGCCGCAGCGGGAGCCGCCGGCGUCGGCGGUGAAUAAUGAUAAUGCAGACGGGGGAGCGGAGUUUGGAGAGGAUGCAGCGAGCCGGAUUAAUAAUGCAUCAGGCCGGUUACGAGCUCUGCAUCUGUUAGUUUCUCUGGAACCUGUAGCUGCCUGCAACCUGCAACCUGCAACCUGCAACCUGCCUAAAACCCGCCUGCAACCCGCCUGCAGGACUGCCUGCAGGACUGCCUUGCUCACCGGCUUCCCGCCCACCUUUCUGCUGCUGUCGGACCAUUGACUUGUUCAGAAAAUGUCUCACUACCAUUUUAUCAAGUGCUGUUGUUUCCAGCUAUGUAACGUCUUUCGACAUAACAUGGAGAUAGACCAGUGUCUCCUGGAGUCUCUCCCCGUUGGCCAGCGCCAGCGCCUGGUCAGGAAGAUGCGCUGUGACCAAAUAAGGGCGUACUACGAGAGGGAGAGGAACCUCCAGCGUCAGCAGGGUGGCAUCAAGGCCCGAGCCCCGUCCAUCCACCGCAAGAAGCACCGCGUCCGCUUCGGCCUCGCCGACGUUUUACGAGAUGCGGUCGUUAACCAUGACGACAAAGAAGUGUUCCGUCUCCUGAAGGACGGAGCAGACGCCAACUCACCCAUCUCCUCCGGAGGAUCCUUGCUGCACCUGUGCGCUCGCCAUGACAACGUGUUCGCAGCAGAGCUGCUGAUGGAGCGAGGCCUGGACGUCGACCUGCAGGACGAGGACCUGUGGACGGCCCUGCACGUGGCGUGUUCGUGCGACCACGCAGACGUGGUGCUGCUGCUGCUGCAGGCCGGCGUGAACCUCCUGCUGCAGGACAUCGAUGGAAACGUCCCGCUGGACUACGCCGCGGAGGGAACGGAGACCCGUUACAUCCUCCGGAAACACCUGGAGGAAACCGGUGUCGACGUGUCGUCUCUGAACGCCAUGAGGAUGCAGAGACCCGGCACCAUGCUGUCGGAGGUUCGGCGGCUGGUGUCGGCGGGGGCGAGCCUGGACCAGGCCAACGAGGACGGCGUUACUCUGCUCCACAUGGCAUCCGCCGGCGGUUACCGAGAGGUGGUGUCCCUGCUGCUGGAGGCCGGCGCCGACCCCCACCCACCCGACAACACCUUCUGGACCCCCCUUCACCUGGCCGCUAGAUACGGACAGACCAGCGUUGUCGGCCAGCUCACGAGGCACGGAGCCAACCCCACUUUGCUGAACUGCAACCAGGACAAACCAUCUGACGUGGCCGUGUCAGAACUCAUAGCAGAAAUGCUGCUCAGUGCCGAGGAGAGUUGGCUCCAGAGGGUGAAGGAUCCCUCCGCUCCGCCGCCUUCCACCGACCGGCGCUACGACGGCGGCUCUCACGACCUCAGCGUCCCCCUCAAGAACUGGGACCCCCGGGGACUCUCCAUCUCCAGGCGGGACUGUCUGCUGGAGAGGUGCGUCAUGUUCAGGGAAGCCGGCGGCGCCAUGAGCCGACAGCCGUCGCAGGACAACGGCCUGGACGCCCCCUUCAGCUCCGGACCCAGCAAGCUGGAGCAGGUCAAGCUGAUGCCUCCGGCGCCCAACGACGACCUGGCGUCCCUCAGCGAGCUGACCGACAGCAGCCUGCUCUACGAGAUGCAGAAACGCUUCGGCAACGACCAAAUCUACACGUACAUCGGACACAUCCUGCUGCUGGUGAACCCCAACAAAGAGCUGCCCGUUUACUCCCCCCUGGUGAGUCAGCUGUACCUGAGCUCCACCGGCCGUCUCUGCUCCUCCCUGCCGCCUCACAUCUUCUCUUCGGCCGAGAGAGCUUACCACAUGAUGCAGCAGGAGCGGCGCCCGCAGUGCUUCAUCCUGAGCGGGGAGAGCGGUUCUGGGAAGACGGAGGCGUGUAAGCACAUUGUGCGGCACCUAACGGCCCGGUCCGACCCGAAAGGCUUCGUGUUGGAGGCCAGGAUGAAGCACGUGAACUGCGUCCUGGAAGCCUUCGGUCACGCAAGAACUCCAAGGAACAGCAACUCCAGCCGCUUCAUCAAGCUGCUGAGCAUCCAGUACUGCGAGAGGAAGAAGACGAUGCUCAGAGCGCGGCUGAGCGCCUUCAUGCUGGAGAAGUCCCGGCUGGUCCAGCUGCCUCCGCGCCAGCACAGCUUCACCAUCCUCCACCUGCUGGCCGAGGGCCUGUCGGCGGAGGAGCGGAGCGGGCUUCACCUGAGCACCGGCCGGGGUCACAGGUAUCUGAGGGGAGGAGCCUCCGACGACACGCCUCCCGCCGCCGCCGCCUCCGGCCAGAGCCGGGAACAUCUGGCGGCGGUGCGACAGUCGCUGCGAGCUCUGGGCUUUAACAAGCAGGAGGUGGACUCGGUGUUCGAGCUGCUGGCGGCCGUUCUCCACAUCGGGGACCUGCGCUUCACCGUGGUGACGGAGGCCAACGCCGCGCUGCCGUCGGACCUGCAGCUGCUGGACAGAGUUGCUGGACUGCUGCAGGUGACCUCCGGUGACCUCAGCGCGGCUCUCACCUCCGAAGUUCAGCACAUUAAAGGUAAUCUGAUUACCCGGCGUCUCCCGGCGGAGGCGUCGGAGCAGCACCGGGACCAGCUCGCCAAGGCCGUGUACGGACGCCUGUUCAGCCACCUGGUCAACGCCGUCAACCACUUCCUGCAGGGACAAGAUGACAGCGUUGGUGAUCCCGCCAUGGAAAUCGGGAUCUUGGACGUCUUCGGCUUUGAAGCGUUUCAGAGGAACGGAUUUGAGCAGCUGUGCGUGAACAUGACCAAUGAGCGGCUGCGGCAGUACGUCUCCGAGGUGCUGUUCCAGCAGGAGCAGCAGGAGUGUCUACACGAGGGCAUUUCCAUGGAGAUCCCCCGUUCCCACGGCAACCACCCUGCCGUCCUGGACUUCUUUCUGCAGAAGCCUCAGGGACUGCUGUGCGUGUUGGACGAGGAGAGCCAGAGCUCGCGGCCUGCAGAGCAGAUGCUGUUCAAGAGGCUGUCCACCCAGCUGGACGCCAGCCCCGUGCGGGGGCUCGCUCUCACCACCAAGGACGGCAACGGCAACCCCCCCCCCAAAGACCAGGGCCCGGCCUUCACCGUCAGCCACUACGCAGGACAGAUUUCGUAUGACCUCAUCGGCUCUGUGACUAAAAACAAGGACUCCCUUCCUCAGAAUCUCCUGCUAACAAUGAAGUCCAGCGAAAGCGUGUUGCUGCGGCAGCUCUUCCAGUCCAAGCUGACUCAGACCGGUUCCCUGGUGCCGGCGGUGCCGGGCCGCACGGGUCCGAGGGGGCCCAAGGCCGCUGUGUCCCUCCGCAGGGCGCCGCCGGCCUCGCCCGUCUCCCAGCAGCCCUGGCGGUACCACGACCUGUCCAAGAUCCUGAAGAAAAAGGGCUCGGGCUCCUUCCUGCAGCAGCUGGAGCGCUGCGGACCCGUCACGGUGGCCGUCCAGCUGCGGAACUCCACAGCAGAGAUGCUGAGUAAGCUGCAGGCCUGCACCCCCCACUUUGUGGAGUGCGUGCGGCCCAACGCCGGCGGUCAGCCCGACAGCUUCGACAGCCUCCACGUCUCCACGCAGCUGCAGUACAUCGGGGUGCUGGAGAUGGUGCGGGUGAUCCGCUACGGAUUCCCCGUCCGCCUGACGUUCCAGGACUUCCUCAGCAGAUUUAAGGAUCUGGUGGUCCCGGCGCUGGGAGACAGGAAGCAGUCCUCGGCGGAGGAGGGAUGCCGCUCGGUCCUGCUGCGCUCCAAGCUCCAGGGAUGGCAGAUGGGCAGCAGCAAAGUGUUCCUUACGUACUGGCAGGCCGACCAGCUCAACGACCGCUGCUACCAGCUCCGUAAGAAGAUCAUCACCUGUCAGAAAGUGGUCCGAGGCUGGCUGGCCAGGCGGCGGGUCCAUCGCCGGCUCUCGCUGCACCACCGGGAGGAGCGCGGCGUGCAGCGCUUCCUGCAGGGCGCCGAGGACCUGGGGCUGCGCACCUACGACCAGCUCGUCAUCCAGAACGCCUCCGACAUUGCGAGAGAGAGCGACCGCCUGCGCUGCGGCGGCAAGGCCCUGCUCAACGCGCGCGGCAGCAGCAGCAGCCCGCCCCUCGGCGAGAGGCCCGAGCCGGUCGGUAUGGAGGAGGACCAGCCGGCCAGGAGGACGGUGGAGAAGAACGGAAAAGGCCACGACGGCCCCGGAGGGAGCCGGGUCAUCCGCCACCUCCGGUCCAGCUCGGUGCCCAUCCCUCUGGCCGUGGAGAACGCUGCCGUCCCGUUCUCCGCCAGCCCCCCCCUCAAACCGGCCUUCCAGCAGGUGGCGCACGCCCACGAGGACGGAGCCGGGAACGGGAACCUGUCGUCGCCGCGGAAGCAGCCGCCGCCCAAACCAAAGAGGGACCCCAACACCCGCCUGAGCGCGUCCUACGAGGCCGUCAGCGCCGGCCUGACCAUGUCCACCAAAGAGAGCUGCACCCCGGAGGGGUACGGGUCGCCCGCCGGGAGCCCCCCCAAGUCCUACCUGUCCCCCACCGACCCGGCAGCCAAGCCCCGGCCCCACAGUGACGACUACACGACCAUGAGAAAGGUGCCCCCCCCCAAGCCGAAGCGCAGCCCCAACACCAAGCUGACGGGCUCGUACGAGGAGAUCAACGCCGUGGCCGCACACCUGCACCAGUUCCGCCCCGCCGAGGUGAAGCUGGCGCUGCUCUCCCGCGGCGGCGUGUUCGGGGGAUUCGGGGGGGGCGUGAUGCAGCGAGCCGCCUCCGUAGACGUGUCCCAGGCUGUGGCGCUCAGCCUCUACAAGGCCCAGGACGAGGAGGACGUGUACAUCGAGAUGCUGGGGGCCCGGAGCCUCCAGGACCCCCCCGACAGCCCGGAGCAGCCCGACUCGGAGGCGGUUUACGAGGAGAUGAAGUACCUCCCUGCCGACGGCGAUGGUGGGAACCCUGUUGCCACGGUGACCAAGGCAGCCAAGCUGGAGUCGUUAACGCUGGGCCUGGUGGGGUUGGGGGGGUUGGGGGCCCCCCCCUCGCUGGGCGGGGAGGCCAAGCGGGCGGCGGUGGACGGUGCUCAGACGCAGGGCGCGUCCGCCGGCGGCGCCCAGAGGACUCAGCUCGGGAAAGACGGCGGCUGCGACAUCCCGCCUCCCUUCCCCAACCUGCUGCCCCACCGCCCCCCCCUCCUGGUGUUCCCCCCGUCCCCCGUCACCUGCUCCCCCGCCUCCGACGAGUCGCCCCUGACCCCCCUGGAGGUGAAGAAGCUGCCGGUGUUCGAGACCAACCUGAACUACGCCGCCGGCCCGGACAGCCCGCUGUCGCCGCAGUUCGUCCGCCAGCGGGCCGACUCCUCGCCGAGCCUCACCGUGCUGAUGUCGGAGAAGAGGUCCACCCCGCCGCUCACCCCGCCGCCGCAGCCCCCCCCGCCUCCCAGCGCGCCGCCGCCGCCUCCCUACCGGCCGCCCUCGCACUUCCCCUUCCCGCCGGAGGCCGGCUUCCUGGCCCUGACCCGCGCCGCGUCCGUCACCGGCGGCCCCGACUCGGGCAAGGCGUCGGCGGCGCAGAGGCCGGGCGGGGAGCCGCUGGGGAAGCCGCCGCCCUACUCGCCCGUGAAGAUGUCCCGGCCCGAGCCCCGCAGGGCCCACUCGUGCUCGUCGUCCCCGCUGCUGUUCAACCCGGCCAACGGCAGACCCCUGACCAGCCCGCUGGACGAACUCAACACCCUCUUCAGCUCCGGACGCAGCCUCCUCAGGAAGUCCACAUCUGGCCGCAAGAUGCGCGACGGAGGAUUCAAUUCGAAUAUCAAUCUGCCGGGGCGAGAGGAAUGUGGCUCAGCGCCAACCUCGCCAUCGCUGCAGCUGCAGGACAAGAACGCCAACAACCACUCUCUUCACUCGCCAAGCCCCGUCCCUGUCGAGAAUGGCAACCAGAUCUCCAACGGUUCGCUGGAUGACGAGGGUCACGGCAAGUCGCACUCGAGCGCCGCGUCUCUACACCGGCACAUGGACAGCCAUCACACUCAGGUGUUCCAGCGGCUCCGCCUCUGCGGCGGCGACGACAGCGACGACGGCGCCGCCCUCGGGGAGCUCCUGCGCUGGCGGCGACUGCAGUGCGAGGGGCGGAGCGACUGGAAGCAGCAGCGGGCGCCCCGGUCCCCCCCCCUGCCCCCCACACUGCUCUGGACCAGCAGGAAGGCCUCUCCGUGACCGGGCCGCGGACCCCCCCCCCCCAUUCCCCUCCCCCCUUCACUCACACUAGCACUUGCGAAGUGAACUGACGUCACGUGAACAUUUAUUUCUGGCGCUUUGGUCCUAAAAUCUGUGACGUCCAUCGACGGGGGGCUGAAGUUAAAGAUCAGAGCAGCAGGUUCUCGUGCUGGUGAGAUGCUGAAUGGACCUCGCGUGUCUUUAUCCGAGCCAAACACUGCUGAACACGGAGGAGGUCUAAACAUGGUGCUGAUGAGACUCGACGUCCUGCGGCUUCUGCACCACAGAGUCUCAGACUCCUGAAGUUUACAAGCAAACCGACGCCUCUGCAAGCUUUCACCGGCACCUUCGGGCUCCGGGUGCUGCUGUCGCCCCGGCAACGACCCGCCAGGCGUCAGGGUCAUAGACAUAUAUACGUAGACGCCGCAUCGAGUGGUUUUGCCCGCUGCUGCGA